Messenger RNA from Planococcus citri (citrus mealybug), 7077 nucleotides. RefSeq names its product fibroblast growth factor receptor 2-like. The transcript has 11 exons. Gene Ontology annotation, molecular function: ATP binding; transmembrane receptor protein tyrosine kinase activity; protein binding. Gene Ontology annotation, cellular component: plasma membrane; signaling receptor complex. Gene Ontology annotation, biological process: cell surface receptor protein tyrosine kinase signaling pathway; positive regulation of kinase activity; protein phosphorylation. NCBI's taxonomy places the organism in Eukaryota, Metazoa, Arthropoda, Insecta, Hemiptera, Pseudococcidae. The record is from RefSeq and is a predicted model, not a curated record. Bases 5371 to 7050 code for a protein of 559 amino acids.
UUAGUCAGUUGGAUUGGUAACUUUCCAUUCACCCCUCCUCAAAAAACACGUGGCUACUGUAAAUUCGGGUGGCUUUAAAACAUCUACUACCACUACUUAUUCAUCGUUGAUGUACUCACACCUGCCUAAAUAACUGAUACGUUUUAUCUACUCAGUUUCUCUCCAGCAGAAUUAUGAGUACCUACAAACUGAAGCUAAACUGUAAAGUGUGGUUACUUUAGUCAGUUUUAGCCACCAUUACGGUAAGUAAGUUACAAGUGCAAAAGUGACUUAACCACAAUAUGUACUUUCAGUAAUACAUAUUACGAUUAAUAAAAACGUCAGUGAAUAAUACUAGCAAAUGCAGAAAAUAAUUAAUGGUUGUCCAGCAAAAAUACUCAAUCCGGUGAAAAGCACAUAACGAGAGAAAAAGCUAAGGGCGUCCAUUUUACUACCACUUACUUUAUGCCUGAUAAAAAAAAAGUUGGCAGGGGAGAGAGGAGGUUCACCCAUUUAAAAACAAAUCACAAAACAUUUUUCCAAAAAAGUUGAAAUCAGCUCGUAGGUUGGUUGGCAGUAUUUUUGUGUAAAAUUUUAUUUAUUAACUUAUACAAACAGAAAACAUAUCCAUGAUUUAAUACUUAUUUCCUUGGAGAGUAGACUUUACCCCAUUAUUUCUGUACCGACGAGCUGAAAAGGUUUUUGUUUGCGCCAUUGUUUUGUUGUAUUCAGCGAGUAUGAGUUGCAAUUUGUCUUUUUCGUUGCAUUUAAAGUUUUCUGUCUUCAUUUGCAGGCUAUUAUAGAGUUUCCAUCACGCUUAUGGAGGCUUACACUUAUGAUUUCGAUGACCGUUCUAGCUCAAUAUUUGAAGAAUACGAGCGUCAAAUCGCUACUGGUUUUCAUGAAAUAUUGUCUGCACCGGAUCUUGUCUCAGUGCGUUUAGUGGCUAUUUUAAUUAUAACUGACUUAUCUAAGUCGAAGGCUGUAGUGGAUGUCGAGUUCUCUACUUGAUGACAGGAGAUCUGUCGAUGGCACAUUAUGGGAUCAGAUAGCUUCUCACGGAAAAGUUGGCUCGUUGGCUGCAUCGCCAGAAAACCUCUAUGUUCACUUUUUCGGACGUAAGUAGCAAUUGCGUUUCAACUAUCCUUACAAAUUACUUAUGAGUAUUGUGAGGUCUAGGCCUCAACUCGAAAACGUCAAGCUACGACUUGGUUAAAUAAAUAGUCACCAUGACAGAUGGGUGUCAAUUGACAAACGUUUAUUAGGGGAACACAACAUAAGUACAAGAUAAUCGCGCGCGAGAGAUAUAAACGUAAUAAAGUAAUGAAUAAUUAGGUGAACUGCGUCUGUGGCUAGAGGUACUAUGCCUCCCACUACGUCACAGUUAGCUGCGCGUGCAGUUGCGCUUGGCAGCUUAGCAGACUGGCAGAUGGGUGCCAGUUGCCGCCACAGUACUCCCCCCUAGUGGGGAAGCCGCGAUACGACUACGACAAAAAACAUAAAAAUAAUGCAAAAAUAUACAGUAAAAAUAUACACAAGAUACAUACGAUAAAAACUCAUUACGAAAUUUGAAAAAAAAGUAAAAGUAAAAAACAAACGAGUAAAAUAAUGAGAAAAAUUAAUAUGAAAAAUGACUAGAAUUAACACAUAAAAAUGCAUAAAAUAAAAAAUAAAACGAUAAAAUUAUUACAAUACAUAAUAUUUUAAAAUAAAACGAAAAAUGUGCGAUUAAAAUAUAAAAAAGGAUACUAUCUCGAGUAGGUUCCUUGGAAUCUGACCUUCCGCUUUGGUUUCUUUGGAGGUUCAGAUUGAGGCUCUGGAAUGAUUUUUGGCUCUGGAACUUCCGUUGACUCAUCAGGAAGUAAGUAGGCUGGUUUUAGGUGAUCUAGAGAAACAACAAUGGUACGUCCGUCAGCCUCAACCUCAGCAGUCUUGUCUGUACGACGAAUGACUUUAUGAGGUCCAGUGUAAGGUGGCUGUAAUGCUCGACGCUGCGUCUCGACUCGAAGAAAGACAUGAGAGCAGUCUUUGAGAGCAUCUGGAACAUAGAUUGCGCCUUGUUUGCGCGUUCGCGUCGUCUCCGUCAUACUACGAAUCGCCUGUCGAAUACCACGUACAACUUCUGGCUCAUCCACCGGAGCUUCAGACGGGGUGAAAAAGUCACCAGGUAAUCUGAGCUCUGUACCGAAUGUGAGCUGAGCUGCGGACACUCCUUGGUCUCUGCAGAGUGCAGAUCGUAAACCAAGGAGGAUCAUGGGUAAAGCAUCGAACCACUUAGGUGUUUGAUGUGCCAUGAUUGCUGCUUUUAGAGCUCUAUGCCAUCUAUCGAUGCGGCCAUUUGACUGUGGAUGGUAGGCUGUGGUGCGAUUACGUUGAGCACCAAAAAGCUCAGCCAGCUUCUGGAACAAGGUUGACUCGAACUGACGACCUUGAUCGGUGGUAAUCGUAGCAGGAGCACCGAAACAAGGUACCCACUCUCUAGUGAGGAUUUCGGCAAUCUUUUCGGCAGUUAUCUGCGACACAGGAAACGCCUCAGGCCAGUGAGAGGUACGGUCAAUCAUCGUCACGACAUAGUUGUAACCGUUGGAUGGCGGAAGAGGUCUGACUAUGUCCAUGUGCAGAUGAUGAAAACGAGGAACGGACGCGAAUUCGCCAUAUGGCGACUUAGUGUGUCGUCCGAUUUUGGAUCUCUGGCAUCUGACACAUGCGCGAGACCAUUUGAGGCAGUCUUGACGCAAGUUUGGCCAGACGAAGCAACUUGCAACCAUUUUAGCAGUCACCUUAGCGCCAGGGCGAGACAAAUUGUGUAUGCUGUCAUGCACAUGUCGUCUGAACUUGAUAGGAACAAGCGGACACGGCUUGGCGCCUGACACGUCACAUAACAGCAGAGCAGUGGAGUCAGGUACUGGCGAAGAAAGCGAGUUUUAGGCUGUGUGGAAUUUUACCAGCCACCAUGUCACAUAUCUCCGGGUCUGCCAGCUGCUCUUUUGCCAUCUCAAUGUAAUCGACUGUCACUGGUGCUUGGAGCGUGCAUACUCUCGACAUAGCAUCGGCAGGGAUGUUUUCUGCGCCAGUAACAUAUCUGAGAUCGGUGGUAAACUGCGCAAUCCAGUCAAGCUGUCGCAUCUGUCUCGGAGAUGCCUUAUCAUUCGACUGCACGUAGGCAUAUGUCAGGGGACGGUGGUCUGUAUACACAGUGAACUCACGACCUUCCACCUGACAUCGGAAAUGCUUGAUAGAAGCAAAAAUUGCCAACAGCUCUCUGUCGUAAGUGCUGUAUUUCGUCUCUGCACCAGACAGCUUACGAGAGAAGAACGCGAGUGGCUGCAGAACGUCUUUACAAAUCUGAUGCAGCACUGCGCCAAUGGCAUAGUCGGAGGCGUCUUGUCAUUAGUACGAGCUUCAACAACUGAUCAGGAUGAUGGAGGAGGACAGCUGGGGCUAACUUCGACUUGAGCUCCGCAAAUGCGGAUUCUGCGUCAGGUGUCCACUUGAGUGGCGUUUUAUCAUUCUUUUUAUUCGUAAGAAUGAUGGCCUGGAGUCUGCGUUGAACUCCGGCAACGCCUGCCAUACAGCGACGAUAAUAACCCAUCAUACCAAUGAACCUUUUCAAACCAGACACGUCAGCUGGUUGAGGGUAAUUGAUGAUCGGCUGGACACGUUCAGGAGACGGCUGAAUUCCAGCUGGUGUGAUUUUGUAACCGAGGAAAUCGACACUCGGCUGACCGUAGACACACUUGCUCAGUUUGAUGACUAAGCCAGCAGCUGCCAAACGCCUCAGAACUUCCCUGACGUGUGCCUCAUGCUCUUCUGGCGAGUCAGACGCGAUCAGAAUGUCGUCAAUGUAGAUAUAGACGUAUGGUAGGUCUCUGAAUAAACCAUCCAUAAAUCUCUGAAACGUCUGUGCGGCAUUUUUCAAACCAGGAGGCAUCAGAGGAAAUUCGAAUAACCCAAAAGGAGUUAUGACGGCAGUUUUUUCAAUGUCCAGCAAAGCGACUGGAAUGCCAGAAUAGGCCUUGCGAACGUCAACUUUGGUAAAGAUCUUUUUACCAUGCAAGCCAAUGUUGAAAUUGAGAAUAUUCGGCACUGGGUACUUGUCAGGCUUUGUAAUAGCGUUUAACCGCCGGUAGUCGCCUGUCAUACACCCUCGAAAGCUAACUUAGCGGCACGAAAUUUCUCAGGAGGAAGGCGACGCGCCUUGGCAGUGACAGGUUGCCCUUCUGUCUCGAUGACAUGCUCCGUUGUGUGCUUUACAUCGCACCUAGGACGGACGUUGGGGCGUGUCAACUCCGGAAAUUCGGCAAGGAGUUUGGAAAAUUUGGCAGACUGAUCGACAGUGCUGAGAGACGUUGCGACAAUGUUGACGUUUCUGACUGUACAGCCAGCUGACAGCAACGUGGACCCAUCGACAAGCCUACCGCGACGCAAGUCAGGCAGUAGGUUGAACUUCGCUAAAAAAUCUGCGCCAAUAAUCGGCUGAUCUACGUCAGCAACAACAAACGGCAGAACAAAGUCGCGUCGUAGGCCUAAGCUUAGGUGGCAUAGGCGAGUACCAUACGUAUUGAUUUUGGUACCAUUUGCUGCAUACAACGUGUAUGACGCCCUACAACGACGAUCAGUUGGCUUGGCCGGAAUGACAGACACAUCUGCGCCACUAUCUAUGAGAAAAGUCAGAUUUGUGCCACGAUCGUAAAUAAAUAAUCGCUUAGAUUUCAAUUCCAGCGCGCCACAAGCCGCUACCUGUACUUGCGGCGCUACUGGCAGUUUCCCGACACCUGCCAGGUGCAUGCCCUGCAACAACUUUUGGCACGUUCGCCCCACCGGUUGUGGUACCAGCAGAAACUAUGAUUAUACGGCACACGCUGCUGGUUUUUUGAAAUACUACGAGGGACAUACCUGUGACUAGAUGACUGGCUACUUGACUGCUCGGACAGUUGGUCGUUUGUCAGCUCAUUGACAGCUUUGGUAACAGCAGCAAGUUGGUCACGGAGUUCUUGGAGAGCAGCAUCAAAACUUUCACCAGAACAAGGUGCGUCUGCAACAGAACUUGAAUUCGCCAUCGUCAUCCGAAGAUCGCGGAAAAACGACUAAAAUUGCACAAAAAAUUGCUCCGAACGUGUACACACGCAAAAACAAUCAAAAAUAAUUUAAAUCACCUCAAAAAACGCGAAAAAACGCACUUACGGGGUCACCACUGUGAGGUCUAGGCCUCAACUCGAAAACGUCAAGCUACGACUUGAUUAAAUAAAUAGUCACCAUGACAGAUGGGUGUCAAUUGACAAACGUUUAUUAGGGGAACACAACAUAAGUACAAGAUAAUUGCGCGCGAGAGAUAUAAACGUAAUAAAGUAAUGAAUAAUUAGGUGAACUGCGUCUGUGGCUAGAGGUACUAUGCCUCCCACUACGUCACAGUUAGCUGCGCUCGCAGUUGCGCUUGGCAGCUUGGCAGACUGGCAGAUGGGUGCCAGUUGCCGCCACAAGUAUGUAUUUUUUUUUUCGAAUUUUGAUUUUGAAACAAGUCUUGAGCGGCAAUUAUUUUUUUUUAUCAUUGCAGAAAACUUUCCUUUCCAGUGUUCUCCUAUGGAAAUCCCCUGCAAUAAUUCAGCUGAAUGUAUCCCAUCAUCAGGCAGAUGCAAUAAAUACACCGCAUGUCUGGAUGAAAGUGAUGAAGAAGACUGCCCGAAGCCAGAUCGAUGUCAAGUGGAAGAUAAAUUUUUUUGUCCCAAUUCUGGUGGAGUAUUAGUUUGUACCAGUGUGAAAUGCGACGGAAAAAAGGAUUGCCCCGGUGGCGAAGACGAACCACCAACUUGCGGCCAAGACAUGAUAAUAAAGAUAUUGGUCACCGCGGUAGGAAUGAUAUUAAUAAUUGCAGCAAUAUGUGGUGUAUUUUUGUCCUGCAAAUACAAAAAAGAAAUGAGACAGAAAGAUACCAAAAUCGCAGAAAUGAGCCAGUUGGUGAAAAGAAUUGUAGUAAAGAAAGGAUUCAACAUCGACGAAGAUUUUCCCGAUGCUUUGAAUAUGCCUGUCGUUAUAAUUGAACGUUUGAAAUCUGGUAAAGUGAAAAAUGGCAUGGUUUCGGUAGGCGAAUACGAAAUGUCAUUGGACGAACGUUGGGAAUAUCCUCGACAAAAUUUACACUUGGGAGAAACUUUGGGCGAAGGUGAAUUCGGCCAAGUAGUGCGAGCCGAGGCGAGGAAUAUUUGGGGACAUGGAAGUGGAACUGUAACAGUGGCAGUGAAAAUGCUCAAGGAUGAUCACUUGGAUUCAGACAUGAUAGACUUGGUAUCUGAAAUGGAAUUGAUGAAAUUGCUUGGAAGUCACCAGAACAUCCUUCGACUUCUCGGCUGCUGCAGCCAAGGAGGACCAUUGCUUGUAAUUACAGAAUAUGCCCGAAAUGGAAACCUCAAGAAUUUUCUUCGAAAACAUCAUCAACAUUCCAUCGAAAUAGGGGAAAGUACUCUUUUGACUUAUGCUCACCAAAUUGCGCAGGGAAUGGUUUAUCUAUCUUCAAUAAAAUGUAUUCAUCGAGAUUUGGCGGCUCGUAAUAUCCUUGUAACAUCUGAAUACACGAUGAAAAUAGCCGAUUUCGGUCUCGCCAGAGAUGUGAGACAUACGGAAUACUACAAGAAGACAUCAAAGGGUCGACUGCCCAUAAAAUGGAUGGCACCCGAAGCUUUAUUUCAUAACAAAUACACAAUGCAAUCUGACGUCUGGUCUUAUGGCAUAUUACUUUGGGAGAUUAUAACGCUGGGCGGUAAUCCAUAUCCUUCAAUUGAUGAUCAAGCCGGGCUACAUCACGCUUUAAAGCAUAAUUAUCGAAUGGAGAAGCCCGCAAAUGCGUCUACUAAUGUAUACAAUUUGAUGAUGGAUUGCUGGAGUUUUGAGCCCGAGGAUCGUCCAAAUUUCUUGUCAAUAGUAGAACGCCUAAAAGAAUUAUUGGCUGAUACUAGACCUGAGGUAGUUGACGGGUCUUACCAUUCAGAAAAAUCUGAUGAAUCCGACUCACAAAGCGUUAUUUCCACAACGGAAUCCAGUAAAGAUGAAAAUGAAAGAAAACCUAUUUUAGAAUGAUCAAUUAAAAAUAUUGUCAUUUCAUUG